AGACAAGUGCACAACUUUGGAACGGAGAAGGAUAAAAAUAACUGCAGAAACAGGCAAUAAAUCAAAGGGGUCAGAGGAUUAGAGCUGAAUGAUGGAUGGUUUACUGAAAAUGGCUGUCAUCAGGCGCUACUCAGAUGUGAUGACAAUGCCGGACUCUUUCAUUCAGCGCCAGCAGCUGGAUGCCAGCAUGGCUGACACCUUCCUGGAGCAUCUCUGCCUGCUGGACAUCGAUCAGGAGCCAAUCACAGCCCGCAACACCAGCAUAAUCUGCACAAUCGGUCCUGCCUCUCGAUCCAUUCCCAGGCUCCAGGAGAUGGUCAAAGCGGGGAUGAAUAUUGCUCGCCUAAAUUUCUCUCAUGGAUCCCAUGAAUACCACAGCCAGACCAUUAAAAACAUCAGGGAGGCGGUGGAAACCAUAACCUCUGACCCUUUGUACUAUCGACCCGUGGCCAUCGCUUUGGAUACGAAAGGCCCUGAGAUCCGCACUGGAUUGGUUAAAGGGAAAGUGGAGGAAGAGGUGGAGCUGGUGAAGGGCAGCCAUGUGCGAGUGGUGACUGCAGAGAGUGACAAAGACAAGACAGACGGGAAGGUAAUCUGGGUGGACUAUCCGAACUUGCCUAAAGUUCUGGAAAAGGGAAAAAGGAUUUACAUCGAUGAUGGCCUGCUUGCACUCAGGGUAUUGGAAAUAGGCUCUGAGUGGGUGGAUACAGUGGUGGAGGCCGGUGGAGUCCUCUGCAGCCGUAAAGGUGUCAACCUGCCCAGCUGCGACCUGAUAGGCCUGCAGGCGGUCAGCGAGCAGGACGAGGCUGACCUGAAGUUCGGUGUCUCCCACGGUGUGGACAUUGUGUUCGCUAGCUUCAUCCGUUCAGCCCAGGAUGUGAAGGACGUUAGACGUGCUCUGGGGGCUCAUGGUCGACAUAUCAAAGUGAUCAGCAAGGUGGAGAGCAGACAAGGGGUUCAGAACUUUGAGGAGAUCCUGGCUGAGAGUGAUGGUGUAAUGGUUGCUAGGGGCGACCUGGGGAUUGAGAUCCCUGCUGAGAAGGUCUUCAUUGCCCAGAAGAUGAUGAUUGGGCGCUGCAACUCUGCAGGAAAGCCAGUCAUUUGUGCCACACAGAUGCUGGAAAGCAUGGUUUCUCACCCGCGCCCGACCCGAGCAGAGAGCAGUGACGUGGCCAACGCUGUGCUCGACGGAGCCGACUGUGUGAUGUUAUCUGGGGAGACCGCCAAGGGACUCUUUCCUGUAGAGGCAGUGGGAAUGAUGCACUCUAUCUGCAGGGAAGCUGAGGCUGCCAUCUACCACCACCAGCUGUUCGAGGAGCUGCGUCGGCUCACCCCUCUGUCCUCUGACCCCACAGAAGUCACUGCAAUUGGAGCUGUAGAAUCAUCCUUUAAAUGCUGUGCUGGGGCAAUUAUAGUCCUCACCACCAGUGGCAGGUCUGCACAUCUUCUGUCUAGGUACCGGCCUCGCUGCCCAAUCAUUGCCGUCACCAGAAGCCCUCAGGUGGCCCGUCAGUCCCAGCUGUUAAGAGGAGUAUUUCCUGCUCUUUUCCACCCUCUUCCUGCUCCUAUCUGGGCUGAUGAUGUUGACAACAGGGUCAACUUUGGCAUGGAAAUAGGGAAAGCAAGAGGAUUCUUUAAGACGGGUGACAUGGUGAUUGUGGUGACGGGCUGGAUCCCAGGGUCCGGUCACACCAACAUCAUGAGGGCAGUGAGCGUCCAGUGACAACUACAUACCAGACUUAAAAUAUGACCCCCGAUCGGCCCUGGGAAAGCUUUCUGGGUUUAAUAAUUGAUUAUGAUGUAGUGAAAAGCUAAAGAAUAGCACAGAGAGCUGUGUCACAAAAGCACUAUCUCCUGUUUGCUGUAUGAUAAUGAAACAUGUACCUCUGAAGCUGGUCUUAUGCAUGUUGAAUAACUCCUUCAAAUAAAACUUGAAGC
Molecule: messenger RNA, 1938 nt
Organism: Cyprinodon variegatus (sheepshead minnow)
Lineage: Eukaryota; Metazoa; Chordata; Actinopteri; Cyprinodontiformes; Cyprinodontidae
Gene: pklr
Product: pyruvate kinase PKM-like
Exons: 12
Coding region: 89-1723 (544 amino acids)
Biological process (GO): glycolytic process
Cellular component (GO): cytoplasm
Molecular function (GO): pyruvate kinase activity; magnesium ion binding; potassium ion binding
Source: RefSeq, a predicted model, not a curated record